Molecule: messenger RNA, 1593 nt
Organism: Talaromyces rugulosus
Lineage: Eukaryota; Fungi; Ascomycota; Eurotiomycetes; Eurotiales; Trichocomaceae
Exons: 6
Coding region: 1-1593 (530 amino acids)
Molecular function (GO): S-methyl-5-thioribose-1-phosphate isomerase activity; RNA binding
Source: RefSeq, a predicted model, not a curated record
AUGGAGAACGGGGCCGCUUCCGAAGGCAAGGAUCCUUCAACUUUCCUUGGUGAAAUUAUUGGAUCGCCGGUUGUCGUGAAACUCAACUCGGGCGUGGUGUAUGAGGGUGAGCUUCAAUCAGUCGACGGCUAUAUGAACAUUGCUCUGGAGAAGACGGAGGAGUUUGUCAACGGGCAGCUGAGGCGGAGUUAUGGCGAUGCCUUUGUACGCGGAAACAACGCUACCGCAGAACAACAUCACGCCCGCCAACAGACUGUCGUUUACUGCAUGGAAUAUUGUCCUCCUGAAGUCAUGAGAGAGUGGAUGGAUGUUGUUUUAGAUGAGUUUCUUAAUCACACACUCGAAAUGGCCAAGUACCAUGGGUACCGCAAACUUUUCCCUACUCUUUUGAACAUCAACUGCAAGACGAUUUUCACGCCGACCGAUCAGACCAUCAUCGCGGGGUUUCUCAGUAUCGCAAUGUCCCUCCAGGCGAUCAAAUACGACGGCAAGCAGCUGCUGAUCAUAGAUCAACUGCAGCUUCCUUUUCUCGAGGAAUACGUGAAUAUUCAAUCUGCAAAGGAUGGAUGGGAUGCGAUUAAAGAGAUGCGCGUGCGCGGCGCCCCUGCUAUUGCAAUUGUCGCUAUAUUGUCUCUAGCCAUCGAGUUGCGAGCCUUCCUCGCCGACAAGAACAAGUCAGCUGGAGAUGUUGGGAGCUUUGUCAUCGAGAAACUUCAUUAUCUGGUGACCAGUCGGCCAACCGCGGUCAAUUUGGGAGAUGCUGCUCACAAGUUUGAGCAGAUGGUGAACAAACAAAUAGCAAAGGAGGGUUCAACAGGUGAAAGUGUCGCCAGCGCGUAUUUCCAGGAAGCAGAAAAGAUGCUUGCCAACGACCUGAGCGAUAACCAGAGUAUUGGAGCGCAUGGAGCAAAGUGGAUACUUGAGAAAACAGGAAAAACCACGGUCAAUGUUCUCACCCACUGCAAUACAGGGUCACUGGCUACUUCAGGUUACGGGACAGCCCUGGGAGUCAUCCGAUCCCUUCACUCCGGAAAUGCGCUCGGCCGUGCCUAUUGCACUGAAACCAGGCCCUACAACCAGGGUGCGCGGCUUACGGCGUUUGAAUUAGUGCACGACAAGAUCCCCGCGACACUGAUCACCGACUCGAUGGCCUCGGCACUGAUGAACGAUCCCAAAGCAAACGUGUCGGCUAUCGUUGUCGGGGCAGACCGAGUGGCAGCCAAUGGAGAUACUGCGAACAAAAUUGGAACAUAUGGCCUAUCGGUGCUUGCAAAACAUCAUGGGGUGAAAUUCCUGGUUGCAGCGCCGCGCACAACAAUUGACCGAGCAACAAAAACAGGAGCAGAUAUCACAAUAGAAGAACGAGCGCCAUCCGAAGUGACCGUCAUCAAGGGCCCUUUGCACCGGCCCACGGCAGAGACGUUGCAGAUGGAAACUGUCAAAGUUGCUGCGCCGGGGAUAGACGUGUGGAACCCCGCAUUUGAUGUCACGCCGGCAGCCCUCAUCGACGGGGUAAUCACAGAAAAGGGCGUUGUGGAAAAGGGAUCGGAUGGAUUCUUUCACUUUGAUUCGUUAUUCGACGAGGAAGCGUAG